GUUUUCUUCCCCUCUCCCGUCCCGCAUCUCGCCCCCGGAUUUCUUCCGCCGAUUCCGUGCCGGCCGACCACAGAGGGGAAGAAAAAAAGCCGAGCGGCGGCUAGCUGCGGCGCCGCGGGAUGGCGACCCCGGAGCCGCCGGCGGCGGAAGCGGUGGCGCUGGCGGUGGACGACGACGAGACCUUGGCGGCGGCGGCGGAGGGGGCCGGGGGGAUGGAGGAGGUGGUGCCGAUCGGGGCGCAGAAGCACGACCCGGCGUGGAAGCACUGCCUCAUGGUGCGCCUGGCCGGCCGGGACCGCCUCAAGUGCGUCUACUGCGGCAAGCACUUCCUCGGCGGCGGCAUCCACCGCUUCAAGGAGCACCUCGCGCGCCGCCCCGGGAACGCCUGCUGCUGCCCCGACGUCCCCGCCGACGUCGAGGCCGUCAUGCACCGCAGCCUCGACGAGGUCGCCGCCAAGAAGCUGCGCAAGCGCGCCCUCGCCGCCGCCAUGGUCGCCGUCGCCGCCGCCUCCGAGCCGUCCUCCGUCGCCGCCGCCUCGCCCUCCCCCUCGGCCUCCAACGGCGACAUUGCCAGCCCCAUCCACGUCGUCCCGCUCAACCAGGCACCCCGCGACGAGGAGACGCCGCUGUCGGAGACGGGGUGGACCGGCGGUGGCGCCACCAAGAGGAGGAAGAAGGCGCUGGCGGUGAGGCGUGCUCCUGCUCCUGCUCCUGCUCCGCAGCACCACCACCACCAGCAGCAGCAGCAGCCUAUCCACCCUGCCACUCCUGCUCCCCAGACGCAGCCUCCUCACCAGAUUCUCAUGGCGCUCGAUGCGACAGCGCCGCAGUCGUCGAGGCAUGUCGAUCCGGCUGCUGCAGCGGACAGGGAGCAGGUUUGCAUGGCCGUUGGGAGGUUCCUGUAUGACGCCGGUGUGCCACUGGAGGCCGUGAAUUCCGUACAUUUCCAGCCGAUGGUCGACGCCAUUGCCUCCAUGGGAGGGAGGCCUGAGGUGUUCUCGUACCAUGACUUCCGCGGCUGCGUUCUGAAGAAGUCGCUGGAGGAAGUGACGGCUCAGUCAGAGUUCUACAAGGGGUCAUGGACCCGCACGGGGUGCUCGGUGUUGUCCGAUGAGUGGACGACUGACAAGGGCAGGACCUUGAUGACCUUUUCGGUGUAUUGUCCGGAAGGUACCAUGUUUCUGAAAUCGGUCGACGCAACAGAUAUCGUCACAUCAUCAGACGCGCUGUUUGAGCUACUGAAGAGUGUUGUUGAGGAAGUUGGAGAGAGAAAUGUUGUCCAAGUGAUCACAAAGAACUCUCAGAUUCAUGCAGCCGCAGGUAAAAAGCUAGGUGAAACAUUUCCUACACUGUUCUGGUCUCCAUGCACUUUCCGGUGCAUCGAUGGUAUGCUUGAAGAUUUCAGCAAGGCGACGGCAGUUAGUGAGAUCAUAAGCAACGCAAAGACCAUCACUGGAUUUUUGUACAGCAGUGCACUUGCAUUGAGUUUGAUGAAGAAACAUCUGCAGGGGAAGGAUCUGCUAGUUCCUGCAGAGACCCGUGCUGCUAUGAACUUCGUGACACUGAAAAACAUGUACAGUCUGAAGGAGGAUUUGCAAGCCAUGGUCAGUUCAGAUGAAUGGAUACACUGCCUGCUGCCACAGAUACCCGGAGGGGUAGAAGUGAGCGGUAUUGUUAGCAAUUUGCAAUUUUGGUCUUCAUGUGCCUUAGUUGUUCGUGCCACCGAACCACUUGUGCAUCUUCUUAAGCUGGUAGGUAGCAACAAGAGGCCUGCUAUGGGGUAUGUUUAUGCUGGAUUAUACAAAGCCAAAGCAGCUAUCAAGAAAGAGCUGGUGAAGAAGAGCGACUAUAUGCCUUACUGGAACAUUAUUGACCAGAGAUGGGACAAGCACAUCCAAAGACCGCUUCAUUCUGCCGGUUUCUUCCUAAAUCCACUGUUUUUUGAUGGAAUUGGAGAUAACAUAUCGAAUGAGGUUUUCUCAGGAAUGCUGGACUGUAUAGAAAGGUUGGUGUCUGAUGUCAAAAUCCAAGAUAAAAUUCAGAAGGAGCUUAACAUGUAUCGGAGCGAGGCAGCUGGGGAUUUUCGUAGGCAAAUGGCUAUCCGAGCCCGGCGUACUUUACCUCCUGCUGAGUGGUGGUAUAUGUAUGGCGGAGCUUGCCCGAAUUUAACACGUUUGGCAGUACGUAUCCUCAGUCAAACCUGCAGCGCUAAAGGCCGUGAUCGGACACACAUUCCUUUCGAACGACUCCAUGACCAAAGAAUGAAUAUUUUUGAACGUCAACGAAUGCAUCAUCUCACCUUUGUUCAAUGCAACCUUCGGCUACAAAACAGGCAACAAUACAAGGCGAAGGCAUUUGAUCCAAUAUCGGCAGACUAUAUAGACAUAGUUGAUGACUGGGUGGUGGAUAGAUCCGCACUAUUCUCGGGACCAACCGAGCAGCCAAACUGGAUGGAGAUUAGUCAACCAUUCAACUGGACACCAUCAGCAGGCCCGGGUGAUGAAUUCGAGUCCUUCAUUGAAGGAGUCGACGAUGAGAUGAUCCAAGGCGCUUCCCAAGGAAUCCAGGAUGAUGAUGACGACAAAGAUGAUUCCAACGAUGAAGAGAGAACCCUGUCUGUGGGCGAAUGAGAUGGUUCCAACUUGGAUAUGAACCUGUAAUGUAAACUAGUGAAGUAUGGACAAAAAGUAGAGAAUUGCUUGUGAUUUAUUUCCAUGUAGCAGUUAUCUGGAAAAGAAAGAAGUUUUCCGAGUAGCAAAAAGGAAAUAGGUGUUUCUUCUGUGAUUUAAAAGUUAAUUUAUCUUUGGGUGCCUGUGAUGUUUCGAUGGACAAAAGUACUGUAGAAGAUAAUUGCAAGAAACUGUAGUGGUUAUCUGAAAGAAGGAAAAAAAAUGAAGUUUCUUGCAAGUA
Hordeum vulgare subsp. vulgare (domesticated barley) is the source of this 2910-nucleotide messenger RNA. RefSeq lists its product as uncharacterized. The transcript is spliced from 5 exons. The record is from RefSeq and is a predicted model, not a curated record. The coding region runs from base 120 to 2630 and encodes 836 amino acids. Lineage: Eukaryota; Viridiplantae; Streptophyta; Magnoliopsida; Poales; Poaceae. Gene Ontology annotation, molecular function: protein dimerization activity.